This is a messenger RNA of Python bivittatus (Burmese python), 3498 nucleotides long. The record is from RefSeq and is a predicted model, not a curated record. NCBI's taxonomy places the organism in Eukaryota, Metazoa, Chordata, Lepidosauria, Squamata, Pythonidae.
AGAGUACAAGUACAAUGAUUUGUUUUGUUUCUCAUGUGUUCCUUCUUUAUGUUGCUGUCAGAUCUGGUGGCUGGAUCCUGAGCUAACCUAUGGCAACUCCAAGCCGUUUGUUUUCACCCAAGGCCAUUCGGUGUGCAACCGCUCCUUCUUCCCUUGUUUUGACACGCCAGCUGUGAAAUGUACCUACUCUGCAGUUGUCAAGGCCCCUGCAGGUAUGCAGGUGUUAAUGAGUGCUACCCAAAGUACCUAUGAGGAAGAAGAGGGCAUAUACCAGUUCUACAUGGAAUACCCCAUUCCUGCUUACCUCGUGGCUCUGGUGGCUGGGGAUCUUGUAGCUGCAGACAUUGGUCCUAGGAGCAAAGUGUGGGCAGAGCCAUGCCUGUUGUCAACAGCUAUUGGCAAACUCUCCGGUCGAGUGGAGCACUGGCUCAGUGCUGCAGAGAGCCUCUAUGGUCCCUAUAUAUGGGGCAGGUACGACAUUGUUUUUCUUCCUCCCUCGUUCCCUAUUGUAGCCAUGGAGAACCCAUGUUUGACCUUCGUUAUCUCUUCCAUCUUGGAGAGCGAUGAAUUUCUCAUCAUUGAUGUCAUCCAUGAAGUAGCCCACAGCUGGUUUGGCAAUGCAGUCACCAAUGCCACCUGGGAAGAGAUGUGGUUGAGCGAGGGGCUGGCCACUUAUGCUCAGCGCCGAAUCACCACGGAGACUUAUGGUGCUGCUUUUACAUGUCUGGAGACAGCCUUCCGCCUUGAUGCCCUUCACAGACAAAUGAAGCUCCUUGGGGAGGACAAUCCUGUUAGCAAACUUCAGGUUAAACUUGAACCAGGUGUGAAUCCCAGCAAUCUGAUGAACCUCUUUACGUACGAGAAAGGGUUCUGCUUUGUUUACUACCUGUCUCAGCUGUGCGGAGAGCCAGCACAUUUUGAUGCCUUUCUCCGAGCCUAUAUUGAGAAGUACAAGUUCACAAGCGUUGUAGCCCAAGAUCUGUUGGAUUCCUUCCUGGCGUUCUUUCCAGAACUGAAAGAACAAUGCAUUGAUUGCAAAGCAGGACUAGAGUUUGACCGCUGGCUCAGUGCAACAGGACCUCCUUUAAUUGAACCAGACUUAUCUCAGGGAUCCAGCCUGACCCAGCCAGUGGAGACGCUGUUCCAUCUCUGGACCAUGGAGCCUCUGGAUGCCGGAGCUGCUGCUAACAGCGUCGACAUCACCGAGUGGCGAACAUUCCAAACGGUGCUUUUCCUGGAUAGGUUACUGGAUGGGUCGCCCCUGCCACACGAGGUGAUAACAAAGUUGUCUGAAUGCUACUCAGCCCAGCUGGACAACAUGAAUGCUGAGAUUCGUAUCCGCUGGCUGCAGAUCAUUGUCCGCAACGAUUACUAUCCCGACCUUCAUAAAGUCCGUCGCUUCUUGGAAACCCAGAUGUCCCGGAUGUACACUAUUCCGUUGUAUGAGGACCUCUGCACCGGCACCCUCAAGUCCUUUGCCUUAGAAGUUUUUUUCCAGACCCAGAACCAGCUCCACCCAAAUCUGCGGAAGACCAUUCAUCAGAUCUUGACCCAGGGCUUGAACCCGCCACUCCUUGCCACGGACGCAGCUGCUGUCACGGUGGACCCUCCAGCUGCUGAGCUCGAGGACAGAGGAGCUGCGCACGGUGCUGUUUCUCUCAGGGACGUCAAUGUGUCUGCAUAGCUCUCCAGCUCAUGCCAGGCCUUGGAAGCUGGAGGGGCCAGCAAGAACGCUGACCUAGUACUGCCCUCUUGCCCUUUGUGCCACUGCUGGGGGGCUGGAUUUUUUAAAUUCCUCCCCACGUGUACAUUGAGAGUCCUAUGUGCCUUCAGGUGCCUGACCCCCGAGGCACAGCGAGAUAUCAGGGAUGUACCUUUUUCUAACUCUAAGCAGCGACUGGUAUCAGGUGGCUCUUUUGCCUUGAUGCAUCAUGAAUGUGAACUCCAGGUUGAUUUUUGUUUCUGCCAACAAAGAGCGUUUCCAGCACUUGACAGGCGUUUUGUUUGUCGCCCUCCAAGCCUUGAAGGAGACAGAAUCAUCACUGGCCACAUGCUGUCCACGCACUAAGAAAAGAAAAAUUUAUCAGGAUCAUGGUGAUUUGAAGGCGGGGCAGUGCUCUGCAAAGCACUCUGUCUUCUCUCAUUCAUUGUGUGUGUAUAUGUACACACACACACAUGAAUGGGAUUCAUUCAUAUAUAUAUAUGAAUGAAACUGUUUAAAGGAACGUGGGAAUCUGUUCUGUUUUAUGCUCUGCUUGUGACUCAUGAAACUGUUGAAAGUAAUGUGGGAAUCUGUUCCAUUUGACGCUCUGCUUGUGAUUCAGAGUCCUGAAGAAUGAAAGAUUUCUUCCAGGCAAUGCCUAGAUUUCAGGAAAAUGGUGAAAAUGGUUAGGGGUCAGCUAUUAAGAGAUUUGGGUGGGGGUUGACAAGCUGAGGGUGAAUGCACAGCAGGCUUUAUAGAGAAGCUUCAUCCGAAGCAAAGGAUGGGGCGGAAGAAGAAACCUUAGGGGUGUGGGGUAGGAACGUGGGUGUGUUAAAAUUGCUUUGCUUUCUUCGGAGACCAGCAUGCCCCAAGGGUUACGGUGUACUAGGCACCCUCUGCUAAGCAGGGGUGGGAAGGCCUUUCAAGAUUGUGCCACUGAAGUCAGUGGCCAGUCACCAAAUGCAACAGUGCAAUGUUCUGUUUAAUUUUCCUUCCAAAAAAGUAAAAUAGGAAUGUUAAAUCUUUGCAAAAAAAAAAAAAAGGUGUCCUGACUCUGCUGUAGACAUACUGACUUGUCCUCCAUCCUUGAGACUGCACCUUUGGAGGGUGCCGCUGGUGGCUUCCUUUGCCCGUGUUCCCUGCACACGAGCUCACACCCUUUUCACGUGUUUUACCAAAGCAACUCUGGGAUUUCUUUCUGCACAUACCUCCCUUGUUCAAGAGUAAUAUUUAUUCUCUGUCCUGGAAAAGACGGGCAGAGGAACCCCUGGAUACCACUCUGUGUCCAGCUCUGGCAGGGAGGAUGCCUGUCUGCCGCCACCUGCCUUGUGAAAACUAGUUCCAGAUCCACAGAGGUGCUUAAAUUGUCUGUUUCCUCUUCCUUUGCUCUGUUUCCCUUGAAAUGUAUUUUCACCUGGGGUGACUCUUGGCUUCAGACAAAAGGAGGAAAAGCAAUAAUGAAGUUGGACUCCAAAGUCGCUUCAGUCGGGUUGGGAUAAUUUGGCUUUUUGGCUCUGGGAUUCCUCCUUUAUUUGGAAACGUGCAGGGCUGGCAUCUCCCCAGACAUACGUUCCACUUCUAAAGUGCUUGGUUUGCAGCCCUUUUGACACCUGUUCCAGUCUGGCAGAGACCACAACCACUACACCUUCCUGCCAUCCUAAGCUCUGUUAUCCUGCAUUUUUAUUUUUUCCAGGAGAAUGUAUGCAACCCAGGGGGAAAUUCCUUGGAGAUGUACAUGGAUGCCUUACAAUAACAUCACUUAUAAAUGUUGAAUUAAACUAAACUUUGUGACUUUC